UUCUCUCGAGAUGUCUCAAUGUGUCAACAUGUAUCCAUAAAAAUAUUUUCAUAAAAAAAGAUUUACAAGUUUUCCGUUGCAAAUCAAGCAGUUAAAAAAAAAAUGUGCUCGAUGAGAAAUAAAUGUGUUUGUUGAAAACGUAGAAGGUCACGUACAAAGUAACAUUUUGAUUAACAGUAAUAUAAAUUAAAUGCUCACAUACUUUUCACAAUGUUCAUUCAUUCUGACGAAACUAUUUACAAGCGAGAAAGUAAUCACAUUUUGUCAACAUCAAUAUAGCACAGAUGUUGACAAUUAAUCGCUACGUGUAUAACCCAAGCUGCCAAGUUCAAACGCAAUACCGAAGUUCAGGGAACCCAGAGUUCCGUGUAAAAGUCGUCCAACUACGAUACGACACGUUACAUUUAUUUCUUCAAUCAAUAAGUAUUGCAAUUAAACGAUACAAUCACUGGUAUCUGCAUAACUGUAUUUUGAUUCCAUCAAUUUUUCAAAACCGUGUUCGUAAAACUGUAUUAUUACUUCAUUUUAUCGAUACCUACAUACUCGCGUCGAUUCAUUUAUGAUUUCUAAAUAAUCCAAAAUUCGAAAAACAGAAUAAACGCCAUACUGUUAUACAUUGUACAAACUAAUGAAAAAAAGAAAUUGCAGAAAAAUUUCGUAAUUACUUAAUUAAUGAAAUACCGUUGAGCAUUAAUUACGCGAGUCCUACAAUUAAAAUAGUUUGUACAAUUGCGAACAGAUCAGUGCCGGUCAUCGUGACCGAACGAAUUUACUGAUUGUUUAUUGCGUGAACUGUCGAGGAAAGAACGAAAUGAAAAUGAUUGUUUCUAACAGGUCCAAAUUCUCUCUUUGAUAUUGUCAAUCUAUAGCGCAGUGUGUGUAUAAUGGUCAAGUAGAAGCGCGGACGGCGUAGCCAAUGGCGAACGCGGCGAGCGCGUAACGCGAAAAAGAGCGGCGGCGAUUGGUCGAAAUUCAUACUGCGAUGGAGGAUGUCGAAAGGAGAGGGGGGAGAGUGAAUGUGUGCUGGUCUGACCCGAACGCGGCUGCAUCCCCGUGCCAGGCUAACAAGCAAGUAGUAACGCUAACGUUAGAAUUUUGUCUUUUGUUUAUCCUUUAUGUUUCUUUCACCGGGAAAAAGCGGAGCCCGAGGAACGUGGUAUUGCCGGGUCGGGUAGCUGGUGCUCGGGGAUCGAGCAGAUAGUACGGGCCAGCACCAGUCGCACGGGCGAAAUUUUUCGGUGUGGAUCCAAGUAGUCGAAAGCGUAUUCAGGCAGCCUUCAACGUAAACAAAAAUGGAGCUGGGGGAGGGAGAAGCGCAGAUUUGUCGACUUUGCGGUCAAUACGAGAGGAUAUACAUCGAUGUGUUCAGUGAAGACGGCGUUAAAAGGCUACUAGGCUUGAAGAUUCACUCUCAAAUCAACAUUCUGAUAGAAGAGAACGAUGGAUUGCCGCAAGUCGUUUGCCUGCGAUGCAUGGGCGCGUUGGAGUUCCUCUGCGACUUCUACGACCGUUGUCAGCUCACCCAAAUGAAACUCACCGAGGAGGCAAAGAAAAACUCGGAGAAGGGAUUCGACAGCGAAAACGAUGCGGAGUCGAACAAAGAGAAUGCUUUGCCGAUCGAGGCGAAACGAAAAACGAAAGCACUGCCGCCUGAUAGCCCGAAAUACGCUAAGGAUUCCACGAGCGAGAGUCCCUCGGGACGCGCGGUUCUACAGGAGAACGCUUUAGACAGUAAGAAGCAGAAGUCAGGCGAUGCGAGCGUCCAGGAGCAAAGAUCGAAGAAUAAGGAGACGAACAACGCGAAGCCCGGUAAACCGAUGACUGAAAAGGAUGUGUCGAACCAACUGAAUCGCGCCAGUUCAGAAACUUUGAAUAACUACAUCAUUUCAAUAAAGGACAGCAACGUGCAGCUGGUGAAGCGAAGGGGGCGCAAAAGGGGUAGGAAGAGCAAACUGGAGAAGCUAAGAGAAGCCGGGCUGCUGCUGAACGUGAAAAGAGAGCAGCAGAAAGACUCGCACGAGACGAGAGGCGACGGCAGGCAGCGCAAGAGGCAAUGCCUGCGCGCGAUCUGCACGGACAAUCGGUCCAACUUGACUAACGGCAAAACUCUGUCCAAGUCGCAACUCGAGCCGACAGAAAAUAAGCUAGCGUAUUCCAGUAGACAUGCCAAAACUAAUGUAAAUAAUGUAACCGACAUGGAGGACGUGAAGGGGAUUGACAGAAGCCCUGAGAAAACGGAUAAGCCACCGGAAGGGAAAGAGGAGAAGAUUGUAAAGGGCAAAGCGAUAUCGGUGAUCGUGAAGCAGGAGAAAGUAGAGAGCGAAGCGUCCCAGGAAUCUGGAAAAGCGAAUCAGCUGGUUUGGAUUCCGAAUGAGAUACUCGCACGGGGACGAGAUCUGAUGCUGGAUCGGGAUCAGGAAAUCGAACAGGACACGAGUUUGAGUCAUUUAGAGGAUGAUACUGUGAAUUCUGAUGAUACUGAUGAUAAGCAACCGGGAACGCCUGCUGAAACUCGUGGAACUGUUAUAAGAUCCUCACAGACUGAGGUUGUUGAUUCAGAGGAGAGUAGGAAAAACCUUGAGGUAGUCAUUAAGUCGGAUUUGAAUGAUGUGAAGAGCGAUACGGAAUGCGAAUUUCCGGUGUCUAAGCGACUCGGUAAGAGUGGUAAUUUUGAUGGCAACAAGAGCAGGGACCGUUCGUUUGGUAAAAUCUCGGAUUUGAUAAGCGACGAACAGAAGGAGACGAUUGAGACUUAUUAUACUAUUGAUAUGUCGAUUGUGAAUUCAGAGGAGGUACAGAAGAAUAUAACGGUGGUUGAUAAGAAGAACAUGCGCUGUAAUAUCUGUGGCAGUCUCUAUCUUCGGAUGGACAAGUGUCAGGUGCACGUCUGGGGCCAUUUGCAAAUGAAGCCGUACCAAUGUAAAGCCUGUGAUUUUGCUACGGUAACUGUUAGCAAUGUUCGUUGCCAUAUUAGGAAGAGCCAUUUGAAGAUCAAACCGUUCGCUUGUAAUCUGUGCGAGAAAAAGUAUGUCACUGCCGUUUUAUUAGAAGAGCAUAUGAAUACUCACACAGGUGCCCGUCCAUUUAAAUGUAAGCUUUGUGAUUUCGCGAGCUCGAGCCGACAGGUGUUAAGUUAUCACAGCGCUACACAUAAGCCAGUGAAGGAUAUCAGCUGCAAAACGUGUGGCAAAGAGUUCUAUUCAAGAGGCAAAUUACGUGCUCACAUGAUUAUUCAUAACAAAGAUAAAGUUGUCAUGUGUAAGUUGUGUUCUGCCUACCUGUCUAAUGCAGAGGCACUGGAAACCCAUCACAAAAAUCUUCAUACUCAGGAUUACGUAUGCAAUAUAUGUGGCAAGCGAGUCAAGUCGAAGAAAGCCUUGCACAAUCAUCAGAAUGUUCAUUCUGCCGCAAAAUAUAAGUGUACCCUUUGCCCAAACGUGUAUAAGAGCAGCCAGAUAUUAAAGGAACAUCUGUUAAAACAUGAGGGUAUUAGAAAGUACAAGUGCGGCGUCUGUGAGAAGGCAUUUGGACAACAGUCUCACUUGGCAGCUCAUAUGGCGGUGCAUAGUAAAAUUAGAUUUCAUUGUCCUGGAUGCAACAAAGCCUUCAAUCGGCACGACAACAUGAAGAUCCAUACCAAACGGUGUAAACCGUUCCUCGAGAAUCCAGAGCUAAAGGAUCUUUUAGUUAAGAAAGAAAGGACUUCGUCAGUGAGUAAACUAACAGAGUUAAGUGACGACGUGGCUAGCAGGGACUCGUUGAACUUCGAGUCUUUCGCCGAGAAGCAGGCCGAGCAAUCAUCAAUAAAGACUGUAGACGAUAAAGAAAAGACUGCGAUGAAGUUGGGAUUGAAUAUCUCUUGUAUCAAAUCGUCGGAUAAGACAUGGACACGCGACGACGUGUUCAAAGAGAUGGGAGAGAUAACGGAACCCCACGAGAUCAGUGUCAUUGAAAUUACCGACGUCAACGAUAAAGUAGUUUCGAAGAACGACAAUCUAAUGGUCCUCGAGAACGUGCUGGGACCGGAAAGUUUUUAAUUACUUUCAACGGACGCAAUAGACUCUGAAAGUAUAUUAUAGCAAUUACGUAUUUUAUUAUGAAGGUGCCCAAAAGUACAAACCAAUAAUACAAAGGGUACUUAAGUUUCUAUUUACGGGUACUUAAGUUUUGAUGACUCCGAAACCUACCGUUUGGAUAGCCUUACGUUUGUUCUCUUUUUUCUCAUGCACACGAUGUACUCGGACAAUCAUUUCUGUGCUUUCAUAGGCUAGGAUACUCAUUAGCGUUUAAGGUCUAAAACUCGAUCGAUAUUUUUGUAACGGAAGCACGUUGUAUUUUUCCAUAUUCGAUUAGCCUUAAGUAGCUCAUUAUCAGAAAAUCGAUUUGCACGAAGGUGGAAACCGUUCGACGAUUAGCUCGCUUUUAUACUUACUCCAUUGCGAUCGCGUUAUUCGUGCACGUCGAUUUUCGUUCGAAGAAUCAUCGAGCUCGUUCUUCUUGGAAACUUCAAAUCCACGACCAAAGAAAGCGCCAUUUUAAUCUCUAGUUAGCACUACGAGUUUCGUGAAGAUUGAACGAGGUGCUCUUACGCUUAUUUCAAUUAUAAGUGACGGAAUAAGACUGAUAUUUCUAUAGAAACCGAUUACGUAACGAGACGUUCCUACACGAAGCAGUUGAAACUCGAGACGUGUUCGAUCUAACUUUAAAAAUGCAUUUUAUUUUACUUCUUCAAUCUGCGUGAGGAUACUGUCUCCGAUAUCGAGAACAUAGGAUAGUCUCUGUCCCAACAGGUUUACAGAUUUUUUAAGCUAUUUAAUUUUUUACUAUGUGAAAUGUAAUCGCGUAAGCGAGUACUUGCCAUUGAACUCAAACGAAAUGUUUGAAAGGAAGAAUAAAGAACUUUUUCGAAUAUUCCAUUCGGUUAUUACUAUUCAAAU
Molecule: messenger RNA, 4937 nt
Organism: Nomia melanderi (Alkali bee)
Lineage: Eukaryota; Metazoa; Arthropoda; Insecta; Hymenoptera; Halictidae
Biological process (GO): regulation of DNA-templated transcription
Cellular component (GO): nucleus
Molecular function (GO): DNA-binding transcription factor activity, RNA polymerase II-specific; RNA polymerase II cis-regulatory region sequence-specific DNA binding; zinc ion binding
Source: RefSeq, a predicted model, not a curated record